Molecule: messenger RNA, 992 nt
Organism: Dermacentor andersoni
Lineage: Eukaryota; Metazoa; Arthropoda; Arachnida; Ixodida; Ixodidae
Source: RefSeq, a predicted model, not a curated record
UCGUUCCCGAUAGCAGUCCUAGGAUUUGGCUUUGAGCGUUGCUGUCACGCAGGCCUUCUGAUCUCCUACAAAGAUCCCUGAGCAGAUAGCAAUCGUACAUCGUCGCAGGACUUAGUCGACUUCUCGUACUGCAAGUUUAUUUUUAAAAAAAUAUUUGAGAAAAUGGCCAUCUACCCGGAGCCGCCAAUAGGGAAUCUAACCUUACUUCAUGCGAUAGCAUAUGCAAGACAACAGAAGGGAUUGCAUAUUUAUUUUGACGAGCCACCAGCAAAGGCGCUCUCACUCUCUACUCCAAUACAGCAAAUACAGAAAUGCAACUGCAGCGACAUGAACAUCACGUUUGUUCUUCGAGCUCUUGAAGAUAAACCACAGUACAUCGUUGGAAUAGAAGAUGACAAGGACACCACAGCAAUGGAAGCAGGAGUCGGAGGACCUUCCUUCUGUUUCAUGGGGCGCGCAAAAGACGGCACUUGGAAGGACAAUGCUUGUUCCCAGGAAGCGUUUGUUGCCAAAAAGGACGACUUUCUUACCACCAAAUUUCUUAUCUCAAAUAAGGAUGGCUUCGGAAAAGGAAUUAGUCAAGUGGCGCAUUUACUGCGAGAUCAAAAUAUGUGUUUCAUGUCGUCUGGCGGCUACGCUGUCAUGAAAGGCCGCUUCAAGACAGAGAACCCCCAAAUUAACGGCAUAGCCAUCGGCAUUGGUAAGGGGCACCAGCAUAUGUAUAAGACAUACGCCUACGGCAACAGCGAGCCUGCUACUUUCAUGAUAUAUGUAAAUGAUUUAAACACCACAGUCUCUGAUAAUAGGACGACACAAACAAUCACCACCAAAAUGCCAGGUGAUGAAUUCGUGUAUCUCGCGUUCAUCAAUAUGGAAGUAGAAGACAUGGAGAUCCACUCUGGUCGCCGCCCUCAUGACUGACUUAAUAGCACCAAUUCAAUCUUUUCGCAUUACGAUUUAUAAAUGAUUAAAUAAAGUUGAAUCACCAGCUC